AUGCCUGUCAACUUCGAUGAGUGCUACAGUCGAUUCAGAGCGGAUAAUCCAGAAGCGGAAGAAUGGCGCCGGAUAUACGGUUGGGGGGAUCGUCCUGUCAUCGGUAUCAAACAUAACAACAUGUCCCAGAUAACUCGAGAAGGAUGCAAAGUCGUUUGCGGGGAAGGCAUGGAUUUGUAUCCAUGGAAAGACGUUUCAGGUGUAAUCACCACCUGGAUACUGCCUGUCAUCGGUACACUCUUGCAGGCACCCUUUGAGAGCAACGCAACCCGACGGACAUUGUUGGCAAUCACUCGAUGGGUAGGCUCGCCAAUCGCAUCGCUAUCCUACGUACUAUGGAACAUCAAAGUGUCCGCCAAAGCUGCCUUGAUGGUCGAUAUGGCUGUCAAGUACGACGAAACCCCCCAUCGCAAGACUGACUUUGGUAGCAUGCGAGACUCAAUGUAUCUCCUGCUGGUUAUGAACCAGUACACGCUAAAGCCAACAGCCAUGUCGAAAGAUCUCCAGAAAGAAGCUGAAGGCUUGUUGCGCAUCACACUCUUCAGUAAAGACUUGGUAUUGACAGACACUGACAAGACACUCCGUCAAAUGAGACGUAUACUGGCCCGCGAGGUGCGCGAGAUGAGAAGAAGAGGGACUGUGCCGGUUUUUGUGUCCAUCAUGUGGUUCUUGUUCGCAUUUGCACUUUCCAUACAAGACGCUUUCGGUGAUCUGGGGGCCAACACGACUGCCCAUGAUCUAGCGUUGGGCUGUUUGCUAGCCUGGUUCCCCAUCCUCAUCAUGGGCUCUAUUGUCGAUCGCAAUCCCAUAGCAGCAGAAGCGAUCCGCAAAAAGCUCAGUACUCUGGUCGACCACGUUCGCCACGCACUACGUGACAGACAACAUCGCGACGAGUUUAUUGAGACUUUUAGAGAUCAGCCAAACUACCAUGAUCUGAAGUGCCGGAUUGAGAGUGUGGCGGAAAAGGGCGAGUAUAUGGAAGAAUUCUUCGUGGACUUUGCUGGUCAGGCGCGCAUUCGGUGGCAUUAUGGUGCCGCACAUGCAAUUCUGUCCGAUAUCGAGAAUUGUUAUAUCGAAAGGAAAGGUCGUAACUGGCUGGCUAACGAACGUGAAGCACGAGCAAAACUCGUGCUUGGACCCGUCAACGAAGAAGGUUUGGUUUGGUUUGACACCAGAGAGUUCUGGCAGGUGCUGAGCGCCAUCAUCAUCGUCGCCGGAAGCUGUGGAGGUGCGUUCAUUCUGAGCUACUUCACGCCCACUGUUGGUCUCGGCUGCCGCAGUGGAGGCUACACCAUCUUCUUCGCCGUCGCAUUGGGGCUGCUUAUUGUCGAAAUGACCGUUUGGAUGUUUCUUUCGCCUCAGCAAGAUCAGUCGAACAGCCGUUGGGUCGCCUGGUGCUGGAUGUCGGGGACCGUCUUGACAGCUACAGUGAUGGGUUUAUCCAUGUUCUAUAUCACCGUCGAAUGGUGUCAGCAAUCCUUCUUGUCGACCGAAAACUACGAAGACGCCAUGAGCGGAUUACGAAUGACUCGCACCUACAGAAGCUUGACGCUCUUCGCUCGUCAUACUUCUCGCGCCACGUUGGCCCAGAUAGAGAAGCUUGCUCUUGCUAUUGGUCUGAUCAAGAAGCGACAGAAGACGCUUAUGUGGACGAGGCAGCACACGUGGGAUCCGUUGCGUGCAGCACCAUCAAUCGAAUUGACGCACUAUGACGACGAUAGACCGCCCAAUGCCGUCUUUGAAACCCCAGCCAUGGCCCACUCUUUGUUCCCAUCAGCGAUUACACCGCGUCGGACACGCAACGAGAGCGACGCUUCUCUCGGUCCAUUUGACAUGCCUGGUCGGCCCCGCACAAGCGGCGACUCUUCAACACCUCUUAUACAAAGACCAUCGCAGGUGCAUCAGCAGAACGAAACAGAGAGUCGGAUGAGCGGUGAAGAGCGUCGCAGCUCGGAGACUCCUUCCUUAGAGCCAGGACCAAUGCGCAGCAAUGCACAGACGUGGCCACAUACGCAGGAUGCAAUACAGAACAGGCAUGGUUAUCAUCGCACACACUCAGAUCCGGGGUUUUCGCAUGAGUCUGGAGACUUUCAACGCGGUGGUUUAGGCAUAUAUGAGCAAGAGUGGUGCGUAUAG
Alternaria atra is the source of this 2136-nucleotide messenger RNA. RefSeq lists its product as uncharacterized. The transcript is spliced from 3 exons. The record is from RefSeq and is a predicted model, not a curated record. Bases 1 to 2136 code for a protein of 711 amino acids. NCBI's taxonomy places the organism in Eukaryota, Fungi, Ascomycota, Dothideomycetes, Pleosporales, Pleosporaceae.